Molecule: messenger RNA, 2426 nt
Organism: Pectinophora gossypiella (pink bollworm)
Lineage: Eukaryota; Metazoa; Arthropoda; Insecta; Lepidoptera; Gelechiidae
Gene: Hs3st-B
Product: heparan sulfate glucosamine 3-O-sulfotransferase 3A1
Exons: 6
Coding region: 1-1032 (343 amino acids)
Molecular function (GO): [heparan sulfate]-glucosamine 3-sulfotransferase activity
Source: RefSeq, a predicted model, not a curated record
AUGAGAUGGAUACCGGCUUUUUCGAAACGAACUAUGUUUAUAUAUUUCAUAUUGUUAUUUCUAUUAUAUUUAUUAUAUGUGCUGAAUACUUGUUUAGUUGACGAAAACAAGUUUACGCUAAAGUACGUUUUUCUAAAACGGCACAUAGCAAAUUACAAAAGUUUUGCGUCUCUCAUUGGAUUAAAUGUGGAAGAUACGACAGAUAAGUAUCGAAGACUGAGAAAGAACUUGGUGCCAGUGAAAAGACUGCCGGAUACCUUAAUUAUUGGCGUUAAAAAAUGUGGAACUCGGGCUUUGUUAGAAUUUUUAAGAUUACACCCAGACGUACGGGCUGCUGGAUCGGAGGUCCAUUUCUUUGAUAAGUUUUAUCAUAAAGGCUUCGAAUGGUACAGGGACAAGAUGCCUCCAACCCUGGAGGGUCAGAUCACGAUGGAAAAGACUCCAUCAUACUGGGUAACCCGCUCCGCUCCGAGACGCGUGUCCGCUAUGAAUCCCGCCGUCAAACUGCUCGCUGUGGUCCGCGACCCGGUCACGAGAGCUGUUAGUGACUAUACGCAGUCUGCUAGUAAAAGACCAACGCUUCCUCGUUUCGAAGACCUGGCACUGGUCAACACGUCGAUAGGUUGGGGCGGGGUACCGUGUUCAGUAGUGGACGCGUCUUGGCCUCCCGUCCGACUGGGCGUGUACGCGCGGCCUCUGCGGCGGUGGUUGAGACGGUUCCCUCGGUCGAGUCUGUUGCUCAUAAGCGGGGAAAGACUGGUUGCCGAUCCUGCCGCUGAAAUGGCUAGAGUUCAGGAAUUCCUCGGUCUCAAACGCGUGAUAACAGAGAAGCAUUUCUACUUCAACUCCACUAAGGGCUUCCCAUGCCUCCUGAAGUCUGAGAGUAGCUCUACCCCCCAUUGUUUAGGCAAGAAUAAGGGUCGAAGCCACCCCCACAUAGACCCGGUAGCUAUACAGAGGCUAAGGGACUUUUAUAGACCUUUUAAUGAAAAGUUUUAUGAGCUUUCAGGUACUAAUUUUGGGUGGCCUUGAAACAUAACAUACCCACAUGUUUAUUAAAAAGGGCUAUCCACCGGUUGCUUGGGCAAACACCCAAUUAAAACCCGAGUAAAAAAUAGUCUUAACUUGGGUGUUAUUCAGGUUAUUAGGGACUAAAGUACUGGGUUUUUGAACCCGGUUUGACAAGCCGCAUAUGAGCACCUCUCACAAUUAAUUCAGAAAUUGAAAUAUUUGAGCAAAGGGUAAGGUAGAAAAAUUGACACUAUAGGGAUCGGUAUUUUGUUUGGCACAUUGUCUGGGAAGAUGGUAGUUUAAUUAAGUAAACGGUUUUUCAAUUUAAAAAAUAUCAGGCAGUGCCUUGCAGUAACCUGAAUGUGCUUUGAAAUACGUAGCUAAAUAAAUAAAAAAUAAAACCAAUGUUAUAAACGCAAAACUGAGCCAGUGCGAUGGACCAUCAAUAUGUGUCUAUUACAUUCUAAUUUUGAAGGCUGUGUGGGUGUGUUCCAUUGCCUUCUCAUUUGAAAAAAUGAAAAUACUACAUACUACUUUUAAUUUUGAAUUUUCUCCGCUUGGGUUACAUUGUAUGCAAUUUUAGCGUUAAUAUCGCAAGUUGUUUCUCAUACUUAAUAGACUGCAUAAUAAUAUCAUUUAGUUGUUUUAGAUAUAAAUAAUUAGUCCUGUUUAAGAUUCUAAACUGUUUAGCUAACAAAUGCUCAAAAGUAGGUACUUAAUGUAGAUUAUUUUUAGGUAUACAAAUUACAUAAUUAUUAGAUACUGAUAAAAUUAAUUGACUUUGCUUCCAGUUCCUAGGUAGCCUAAUUAUAAUACCUAAAUAUAAGUAAGGAGUUUUAAGUAAGUAGGUGAUUACUUAUUUGUGAGCUCCAUAAUUUAUACGAUUAUGCUGAGCAGUUCUUUAGUUCCUAUUCACUUAUAAAAAUAGUAAUCGGGACAUAAAACUUAGAGAAAGACGUAAAAUAAGACUAAUUUGUGCGCCAUAAUGGUAAUCUGUCAAAAGUUGCUUGUUUUGCCCGCUAAGCAUAUUUGACAUGUGGCGCCACCAGCAAAAAAUAUUCCAUUAUCUGUAAGUUUCGUGUCCCAAUAAAAGCAAAGUGAUUUAUUUUUCUGCUGAUACCCAAUUAAUGUAAUCUGUUCUAAUUUGUACUUUUACAUAAAUACAUAUUUAAAUCCUCAAGUGUAUUGACAUUCAAAUUUUAGUGCAAUACAAGAAUGCACAACUUAAGAAAUUAGACAUCUUGAAAGGAUGGCGGCAAAAUUAAUGUACUAAAUAACAAUUGAUCAAUCUAAUUAUAUAUUAAAGUACCUAUGCAGUUAUAGAGCAAGCAUGCCACUAAAUAGCAUGCUUAUUUAUUGGCAUUAUUUAUCUGUAGCAUGUUUAUCAUACUUAGCCGAUAGUAGUGUUUAUAUUG